AUGGCCUUUGCUGACGCCCAGAUGCGCAAUGCAUUUGUGCGCAAGGUGUUUGGCAUCGUCUUCAUCCAGCUGCUGAUCACAGUGGGCGUCGCGUACUACGCGGCUUGGGGCGUGGCUUUCGGCAUCGUCCUCGUCAUCUCAUGCGUCGAGAAGGCGCGCAGGCAGUUCCCCCUCAAUGUCAUCCUGCUGGGGCUGUUCACCCUCGCAGAAGCCUGGCUUGUUGGAAUGAUCACCUCCUUCCACGACAUUGACGCGGUUCUGCUGGCGUUCCUGGUGACCUGCGCCGCCGUGGCGGGGCUGACCAUCUUCGCGAUCAACACAAAGAUUGAUGCCACCAAGUGGGGCAGUAUGCUGGGCGUGCUCACCAUCGUGCUUCUGGUGCUGGUUCUGGCGGGACUGUUCUUCCCCUUCCGCAGCGGCAGCAACAAGAUCCUUUACCUGGCAAUUUCAGGGCUGGCAGCUCUGCUGUUCAGCGCGUACCUCAUCUAUGACAUCCAGGCCGUCAUGGGCGGCCGUCGGGGCGCGUAUUCGCCGGACGACUACGUCGCGGCUGCCAUGAGCAUCUACCUCGAUAUCGUCCAGCUGUUCAUCGCGAUCCUGUCCAUCAUAGGCCUCAGCAACAACAAUUGA
Messenger RNA from Monoraphidium neglectum, 630 nucleotides. RefSeq lists its product as hypothetical. The transcript has 10 exons. NCBI's taxonomy places the organism in Eukaryota, Viridiplantae, Chlorophyta, Chlorophyceae, Sphaeropleales, Selenastraceae. The record is from RefSeq and is a predicted model, not a curated record. Gene Ontology annotation, cellular component: membrane. The coding region runs from base 1 to 630 and encodes 209 amino acids.